Ornithodoros turicata is the source of this 2623-nucleotide messenger RNA. It is a transcript of the gene Reps, whose product is annotated as ralBP1-associated Eps domain-containing protein 1-like. Gene Ontology annotation, biological process: endosomal transport; clathrin-dependent synaptic vesicle endocytosis. The coding region runs from base 266 to 2533 and encodes 755 amino acids. The transcript is spliced from 23 exons. The record is from RefSeq and is a predicted model, not a curated record. Gene Ontology annotation, molecular function: molecular adaptor activity; calcium ion binding; protein binding. Lineage: Eukaryota; Metazoa; Arthropoda; Arachnida; Ixodida; Argasidae. Gene Ontology annotation, cellular component: intracellular vesicle; plasma membrane; cytoplasm.
UCCUUAUCUUUCCAAACCUGAUAAGGCGGAGAAAUAUGCACGAAUAAUGCUUUUCGUGAAGUAGAUUAUUUGCCCGCCUUUAUUCGAGGCAAAAAGAGCAGAGAUAAGGGCUUGUCGUAGUGGAAAACGUGUGAACUGCAGGUGCUGUAGAGGAAGAAGUAUGGGUUAAACCGCACGUUCCAGUAAUUUCAUGAAAACCAAAUCCACCGGCUGAGGAAUCUCCGUGCAUGACAGGCGAGGUACCGGUUUUGUAGAUUAUCUUAACAUGGAUAGCCAGGGACUGAAGUUGACUGAGGCAGAGCAGCGUUAUUUUGCUGAAUUGUUCGCUGCGUACGAUGUCGAGAACCAAGAAAGAGUAUCCGGGCAGAAAGCGUCCGAACUCCUACUAGCAACUCAGUUGCCGACAGAAAUACUUCAGCAGAUCACUGAGCUUUGCGGUGCAAAGAGAGUGGGACAUUUUGGUCGCCCUCAGUUUUAUUUGGCCCUGAGGCUGAUUGGAGCAGCUCAGGCUGGAAUGCCCCUCAAGCCCGAAUUACUUACUUCAGGAGUUGAUGUUCCUCUUCCAAAGCUUCAAAGGCCAAGCGAACCAGGUCCCCUCCCCCCACCUCCAGUGUCAAGCAAAAACAAGGCAUCCCGGCAGGCAAGCCUUAAGGAUCUGCCUAGUUCACCAUCUCACCAGCCUUAUGCACAGCAGAUAGCAAGCCGUGGUCAUCCAGUUGCUGGUUCCAGAGACUCUUCUCCAGAGGCUGUAGUGGCUGCACCGGUGGGACCUAAUGGUGAUGCUGCUGCUUCACCCCAGAUAGCUGCAGCUGGCCACGAUAGAAAAUGGACAACAUUCCUCUCUGCAGAUGGACAGUUAAACUGGAGCCAGUUUGAAGAACACCGCCACCUUUUAGGGAAUGAGGAGGACAGCAGUGAAAAGCAUUCAAGUGAUGAUGACCAUGAUGUGUGGUGCAUUGCAGACGACCAGCGAGAAUACUACACCAAGCAGUUCCAAACCAUGCAAUCGGACCUCAAGGGAAAAAUAACCGGUGUUGUGGCAAAGGAGUUUUUUGAGAAGUCAAAACUCCCAGUUCCUGUUUUAUCGAAAAUCUGGCAACUGUCGGACAUAGAUAAGGAUGGGGCCCUCACUCUGGAGGAAUUCUGCACCGCCAUGCACUUGGUUGUACUUAGAAGAAACAACAUCAAUAUUCCUGAUGUCCUGCCCGCAGCGCUGGUACCCAGCAUACCACAACCAGCUUUGCAGAAAUCUGCAGAGGCUGUUUCAGGCCAGGGUCCUCGCAGUAACUAUCAGGUGAAGGGUACUUCUUCUGGAGCUCCACCUCAGCCACCCCUACCUGCAGGCACACAGCAUGCAGUUGCGAACCACACGAUCGCAGGAAAUGCCUCUCCUCCAGCUCCUCCUCACCCUCUCAAGGAGCCUCUGUCUCCCCAGAAUAAGGAGUGGACCAAAUUCAAUGACUCUCCAACAAGCAGCGUGUCAUCUCCCAGCAUGAAACCAGUCAACUUCGACUUUUCAUCUGCGUCUGUUGAGCAGAACCCUAGGAUUCUACACCCAGUUGCACGCCGUGUGUCUCCGGACGGACAUGCCAUACCUUAUAGUAAUGAUCUGGACAGAGCUAUUGCGUCUGGAGAUGCUGCAGGAGAUGGUCAUAAAAGCAUUCUGAAAAAGCUGUCUGCUCCUGGGCCAAUUGUUCCCACUGGCCCUCAGCAGUCACUGGCCUAUGUUGUUACCACAGAAGUGGGUGGCGACCCAAAUAACUCCUACUCUGGCACUGGUGUAGCGGCAACAGCAGCGGGUGCACCAGGAGCUCCGACACCCUCCCAGGGUCAACUUGCACAGGGAGGACCAAAAGAACCUCCUCCCCCACCUCCACCCAGGCCAAAACGCAACCAUGCCCGCAGUUCCUCCCUGGAUCUGAACAGGCUAGGAUACCAAUACAGAAUGGCAGGUCGAUCAAGCUCUCAGAAUCUGGGUGCCCCACCUGCAGUGCCUCCCAGAGCGUCACCAGGAAGCGAAGAGCAACAAGAGGAAGACGGUGGUGUCCUGUCAAAGAGCAUCACGGGAGAUGACGUGCCGUCAUUCAUGAACUUUGCCGACUUUGACCACUUCGCGGAAUCCCGUAGUGAGGACCCCUUAACCCCGCCACGUCAGUUUGAGUCUGGAGCUUUUGAGCCUUACAAGAAGCCUUCUGCGGACCGAAUUUCAAGGCUUUCAUCAGAUACUAGUUACUCAGAUGAUGAUGAAUGCCCCGCCCCAACGGAUGAUGCAGCGAUGUUGAUAUGUGACGAUGCCGAGAGCAAGGAGAAGGAGAAGCGCCGUUCUGGACGGCCACCUGCACUGGCAGCUGUUGAGAUGAAAACGAUUCCCAAUGAGAAGUGGGAGCUAACCCAGGCAGUUCGAGCCCAUCGAGAGCGCAACAAUAUGCUUUCGCUGCUCAACAGUGAACUCAACCAGGAGCUGGUAGAAGCCACGGAGGAGCGUCUGGCCCUCGAGAUCCAACUGGAAAACCUGAAGCCUUUCUCGUGCUGAGUGCAUGCCUCAUGCUUUGAAAUGAAAUCCAAAAUUAAUAAUGACCACACGGGGGGUAGGCUGAAAUGAAGCGAAGCUUUUUGGAAGGAA